Closterium sp. Yama58-4 is the source of this 1782-nucleotide messenger RNA. NCBI's taxonomy places the organism in Eukaryota, Viridiplantae, Streptophyta, Zygnematophyceae, Desmidiales, Closteriaceae. The record is from the annotation of a GenBank genome assembly.
AUGUCUGGUUCCUCUCUUGCUCCUCCUAAGAAAGCUGAUAGUGCGAUUCGCUCACAGUGGCUUACCGGCAAUGCUACUGCUCGCCUCUCCGUUCGCAACCACCUACCAUUAGCCGAACACGUGCACUUUAGCCAGUACAAGACUGCUAAAGCACUGUCUCACGUUGAAGUCGCGCGUUACUCCUCCCCUGCCACUGCUGCUCUAGACCUCACUGUCGACCUGCUUGAGAAGCAUCUCCUUGCAGCUAAGACUAGCAUAGUCGCUGUAGCUGCUUCUCGUGGCACUCCUCGCACUCCCUUCUUUGAGGGGUGUUCCCCCUCCCCCCUUGCCCCCUCUGUCGCUUCUGCUGCUGCUGUUGACUUCCUUCAUGCUGAGAAGGUCUAUACUGCGUCUGCUCCUAGUGGGGGGCGCUGUAGUGGCAAGGGCAAGGGAGGCAAGAGUGGUGGGGGUGGCGGCAGUGGAGGUGGUGGUGGAGGCGGUGGAGGCGGUGGAGGUGGCGGUGGUGGCGGUGGGAGUGGUGGUGGGGGUGGAGGCGUCGGUGGCGGCGGUGGUGGUAGCGGUGGGAGUGUUGGCGGCAGUGGUGGCAGCAAUGGGGGUGUUGGCGGCGGCAGUGGUGGCGGUCGGGGUGGAGCGGUCCAGAGGGGAGGUUCUGGCGGUGGCCAGAGGCAGCAGCAGCAGCGUCCGCGCGAGACCCUUACGCCCCAGAAGCUUUGUGAGUGGUUUGCUCAGCGUGGGGCGUCUGGGGGUAGUGUUCGCUGCCCGUAUGUCAUUCGCACAGGUGAUCGGGCUGGUCAGACAUGCGGGAAGGUUGGUCACACCCAGUACCGCUGCUUCUCCCGCCUUGACGACGCCUGGCGCGCAGAGUUUGGCGACGAGGCUGAGCUCCCCCACUGGCGAGAGUUGCUUAGGACCGAUGUAGAUAUCUUUGCUCUUGACUAUGAUGCUAUUCUUGCUGCCAUGUAUGCUUUGACUGUUAGUGCUGAGGGUGACUGUUACUUGUGUGUGUUGCCCGACCCAGGUAUAGAGGUUGCUGCUCUAGGUGCUAGUGCGUCUGCUCUCUCUGGUACAUCGCCUGCUGAGGCUUUGCACACCUUCACGCUUGACUUAGGUGCUUCCUGCUGCUUCUUUCGCGACAGUACCACAGUCACACCACUCCCGGCACCUGUUGCAGUCUCACUGGCCGACCCCUCAGGGGGCUCGGUUUUUGCACGUCCCUCCACUGUUCUCCCGUGUCUGGCAGUUCCGUCCGGUUCACUCUCAGGUCUUCACCUCCCCUCGUUCUCUACGAACUUGGUGAGCAACGCUGUUCUCCAGGAUGCGAUGGUCACUACCACCACUCCUGGGGGUCAGCGUGUGGCGAUCUGCACGUGUGCACGGACGGGCCGUCACCUGGCCACGUUCACCCGUCGGCCAGGGUCGAGCCUGUACACACUGACUACUGCGCCUAUACAAGUGGCUACGUCUGGUCAGGUGUCCGCGUCAGGUCAGGUAGCAGCCCCCUGUUCGUGUCGCCUCCUCACGCACCAGACUCUCCUUUGGCACCACCGCCUUGGUCACCCCUCCCUGCCACGCCUUCGUGGUAUGCGAUCCCGCCUCCUUGUCUCUGGUCUUCCCAGGUCUCUGCCUCCCCUCCCGCCCUCGCCUGCGCCACCCUGCCUUCCUUGCGUCGAGGGGCGGCAGCGCGCUGCUCCUCACUCCUCCUCGUUUCCCCCGACGACUGCUCCCCUGCAGACUCUCCACAUGGACGUGUGGGGCCCAGCCCGUCAAGGGGGAGGUCCCUGA